Messenger RNA from Daktulosphaira vitifoliae (grape phylloxera), 3534 nucleotides. RefSeq lists its product as uncharacterized. Bases 535 to 1500 code for a protein of 321 amino acids. The record is from RefSeq and is a predicted model, not a curated record. Lineage: Eukaryota; Metazoa; Arthropoda; Insecta; Hemiptera; Phylloxeridae. The transcript is spliced from 8 exons.
CACAGAACACCGCAACAGUGUGCCAGCGAGGUUUAUCACGGAAGGCGUUGGUAUUGUGGUCGUCGUGUAUCGAGUAGAUUUAUUUUGAUUAAAGUUUUUUCACGAAUGCGUUAUCUGGUUCCAUCUUCAUUUUUCAUAUUUUUAUUUAUUAAAUAUUAAUUACAACUUUGGUGUGUUUCUGUGAUUUUCCUUUUAAAGUCAAAUUUACAUUCAAAAGUGAUAUCAAAGAUUCAGCUAUUAUCGGUUCUAUGAUGUGAAUAUGGUAAUUUUGCUUCAAACGUCGGUGACAUGAUGUACUUCAAAUUGGUUGUAAUACUAAGUACAAGUGUUGGCAAAUUAACCGCGAGGCUGCAGAUUGGAGGAUCGGAAGUAGUCUGAUGCAUAUUACUGUCUACGAAUAUUUUAACUUACAAUAUUAAUACUAUCAUUGUGUAACCGGUGGCUGAGUAGUAUACAUGAGGUGGUCGAAGCAAAAGCAGGACACGGCCAAGGGUCGCAAACAGGAAACAACACCAUGUAUAGGCUUGGCGUAAAAUGGCCGAUCCAAACAAGAGUAAAGCGUUAUAUUCAUCUGGCGUGGCAUUCCUAGGGUUCGCGUGCUUUGCACUUGCCGCCACAGCCAUUGGAUUGCCACUAUGGGGCUACUUUGAAAAUCCUACAGGUGAUAUUUUAGCGUCUGGCAUUGACCGUGGACAUUUUGGACCAUGGCAGUUGUGUAAGCAGUCAUACCUUGGCAAAACUAAAUGUGGUGAUUCGAUAUCUAGGUUUCAUCCAGAUGAAACCGUAAGAAUAGCUGGAUACUUUGCCCUUUUUGGAACCUUCAGUCUUGCGGUGUUCUGUGUAUUAAGUAUAAUUCAACUAGCAAUGAUUGUGUCACGAGAAAAGGUAGUUAUUGCUUAUAGCAAGACAAUCAUUUCCAAAUUGGUAUUUGCGUUCGCUGCAACGUUGCUAUCAAUUAUUGCGGCUGGUUUAUUCGCCUUACAGACCGACGACCGAAACAUCACAUACCAAGUGACGAGAGGAGAAUCAUUUUACAUGCAGAUUUGUUUAAUCAUUUUAAACUUUUUAUUGUUUGUCGCCGCUAUUUAUGAUUUAAUAUUUUCUCGAAGAAUGGGCGGUGAUCCAACUAUAAGUUAUAGAGAUCCAACCGGUGUAGAAGCUACCACAUUCAACAAUCCUUCUUUUAAAGAGAAGAGAUCAAUAAAUCCCAGAGGACCUAUAUCAGUGACUGAUGCGAGUGGCAAACCAUACUUAAGUGGAGGAGUAACUAAUGGUGGUAGUACUAUGUCAAUGACCACUACAUUGAGUUCCAAUGGAUCUACAAUACUAGGAUCUCCAGCAGUUCGUAGCCCUUUACGGUCUUCUCUGAAGAAACCUAAAGCAACAAAUGGAAAUGGGUUUGGCAUACAGAAUCCAGGGUUUAGUGGUACAUCACCUACACUAUCCAGAAAUGGCAGUGUUAAGAAAGUUCGUAUACAAACUCAAAGCACAGCAGUAUAACACUACCAAAGACUUAUCCUGAAUAAAAGCCGGGUUUCGCACUAAAUUAUUAUUGAACUGUUAUUUUAUAUAUAUAUAUAUAUAUCAUUAGUUAUUAGGUUUAUUAUUUAAUCUUGCACUGAAACUGUCCUAGGGAAACCAAUAUUAUUAUUGUAGGAUAAGCAUAUUGUUUAUUCUUGGAGUAACAUAAAUAUUAUUGUUGUGGUACAUUGGAUUGUAACCUAAUCAAAAAAUAAAUAAUAAAUACCAUUAAGUUUUAAUGUAAUUUACUGCUAACAAAACUUCUAUUCACAUUAUUAUUUACUCAAUGAAUUUGUAAAAAAAAUUCCAUGUAUAACAGGUAUAUAAUUUUUGUCUUACUAUGUUUAUAAUAUGAUAAAUAUUGUUUAUUGUUUAUUAAUUCAUUAUUAUGAAUAUUUUCUUAUAACUUUCAGUUGACAAUUUUAAGUUUUAACAACAUAAAAAUAAUAUUUUUCCAAAUUUAAAAGAAAUUACAAUUUAUUGAUAAGAUUACUAUCAUUGAAACUAUACGAUUUUUUCCACUUAUUAUUUAAUUAUUCAAAACUUGUAAAUACUUAUGAAAUGUUAAUAUUUUUUUAUAAUUCCGUUUAAUUUAUGAAUUACUCAUAUUGUGCCAUUACAUUCAUAUAAAUGAUCAUUACUUUUUGAGUAUUUAACUUUAUUUUCUUAAAUGUUCAUGUUAAUAGGACACUAAAAUUACACUAAUUUUACUUAUGUAUCAAAUAAUUAUUAUUAUUAUUAUUAUUGAAUUUACAUAUUGGUAUGAAUUAAUCCUUUAAUUUAAAUAUAAGUACAUUUAUUUAUAAUGAUUCAAAUUAUUGUUGUAUACAACCUGUAAUUUUUUUUUUUAUCAAAUUCAGCAUAAACUUUUCUGUGUUUAAAUAUUUCUGUAGCACUUCUUUUUUUUAUAAAAUAAGUUUUUUCAUUAACUUGAUAAUUGUUCUUAGUUCAAUAUUAUCCAUAAUUAAUAAUUAACAAAUAUUUUUGAGUAUAUUUUUAAUAGAAUUAUUGAUAAAACUUACUAAAAGACAAUUCAGCCUAAAUUUACCAAUAAAUAAUUUGGUAGUAAAAAUAAUAUUUAAAAAACUGAAUUCUCUUAAAUAUUAUUAAAUACUGUUCUUUAAAAAUUGUGUGCAUAUCACAGAUCAUGCUUUAAGAUUCAAUUAAAAAAUGUGAUAAUAGUUUAAAAUAUUAUAUUCUUAAAAUUAAAAUAAUAUUUAUGGCUUUUUAAUAUAUUAUAUUAUAUAUAAUUAUAAGUUCUCUAAACUCGAGAUAUUUUUUAAUAUUUUAUUAGUAAUUAUAUUGUUAUAAUAUUAGUAAUUGUUAUUUAAAUUUACAUAAUUAAAUUACACUUGAAAUUUUUUAAAUAACACAGUAAUUGUUAAUUAAAUAGAAGUUUAAUCAACCAUGGUUUUUAACUCUGUACUAUUUUGUUUUUGUAGUAAAAGUGUAUCUAAUUUUUUAAAGAUUGCAUCAUUACAUUUGUGAUAUUUUUAUCCUUUUGUAUAAUAUAUGUGUAAAUAAUUUAGAAUUAAACUUUUUAACUGUUACAUAUCAAAUGUAUUGUAUACCGUCCAUUUAUUUAGUAUGAGUAAUUAUUAUCAAUUAGUAUAUAAAAAAGUUUUAUGAUCUGUUGUCUAUACAGAGUGAUUUACAAGUGUGCAAUAUGAGAUUAUAGUAUAACAUAUACCCAUUGUUGAAUGUUUUUCUUUUUGAUUGUAAUUCUGUUACACUUUUUUAUUGUAUAAUUGUUGUCAUACCAAUUAAUUUAAGAGUUUUGUUUUGUUAUAAUUUUUCUUAUGAUAUUAAACAUUUUAUUUAAAAAUAUUAAUUGAUUAUUUUUACAAUAAGUAAAAUGAAAAAGUACUAAACAGAGUGUUCAAUAAGUAAGGAGACAGGUUCAUUGUUACAGACUAUGAGAAUAAUAAAAACCAGUUUCCUUACUUAAUGUACACUCUAUAUGUGUUAAAUUAAUUCAUGUGUAUAUUAAAACUUUUGUUUGUUAAUAUGUCA